AAGUUGCAUAUAUUCCUUCUGCCUUCACAGUGGUCCCACCGUUGUGCCAAGCCAAGCUAGCCGAUCAUCACCGCUCUCUUCUUUCUUUCCCUUCUGUGUGCUGUCCCGCUGUUGGUUUUAUAUUACUUUGCGACAUCAUCCAGACUCAAGCAGGCACAAAAGGGGCCGGGCGCGUUCUUUCCUUUUCCGAACAUUCUCUCUCUUCGACCGUGAAGCGUUUUUUUCGCUAGCCGCCUCAUUCGCGACGGAAAAACACCCAUCCAUCCAUCCAGCGACGACCUCCUGUAUCACCCUUUUUAUCAUCAACAAUUGUCGUCUUCCUUUUACAUGUGCGUGGUUUUUGUAUGCGUGUCCAUGACGAAACAGCCUUCCUCGGGUUUUAUAGCAUAUUAGGAGGCGACGAGCAUCAAUCGGGCGGACGGGAAGCUCCCAUGCUGCUUUGCGCACCCCGCGACAAGAACGCACCUUCGCAGGACAACCUUCCUCAUCCUCGGUGGCCUUAACUUCAACCUUCCUCCUGGUGGUGCUUCUCCGGCAUCCUCCUUCAUUCUCCUCUCUGCCCCCCGCCAUUGUGUCCAGCUGUGGCCCUCACAGGGUGCGACCGCUGGUGCUCACCUGACAGGUCCUUGGCCUCAGGACGACUGGCAGCACCAGCAGCUUCCCUACAUGAGGGACAAAGCCACGCAGACCCCCAGGGCCUGGGCAGAUGAGAGGAGGCGGGGCUCUCACAAGCGCUCAGCCUCCUGCGGGAGCACUGACCAGCUCAAGGAGAUUGCCAAACUGCGUCAGCAGCUCCAGCGCAGCAAGCGGAGCAGUCGCCAUCGGAGGGACAAAGAACGCAAGUCGCCGUUCAAUGGCGGCAGCCACGCCAUCAUGCAGUCGCAGGCGCCAAUGCCCAAGACCAUUCUGAUACCAAUCCCCAUAUCCAAGUCAUCUGCUCCCCGUUUCCGCAACAGCGUAGAAGGUCUCAACCAAGAGAUCGAGCGUAUCAUCAUCCGCGACACCCCCGAGAAGGAUGAGACCAUCGUGCCACAGGACGUCCCCGAUGGGCACCGCGCUCCGCCGCCCAUCCCCCCGCAGCGCAGCAGCAGCACUCGCAGCAUCAACACACAGACUCCCUCAGGGGGCGGCGGCCUCGGUGGUAGCCAUAGCAACAGCAGCAGCCGCCCCGACUCCAUUUCACCUUCCUACCUCACUGUGCUCAACGACGCAAGCAGCGGCGGCAGCCCCUUGGAGGAAAAAGAGCUGGGUCCUUGGUCUCCGCUGCCAAAGUACGCCGCGUCACCGCGGCCCAACAACAGUUACACGUUCAAGAGGGAACCUCCAGAGGGCUGCGAGAAAGUCAAAGUGUCUGAGGAGUCUUUGCCAAAAGCCCUUCAGGACACGCCCCCCUUCCUGUGUCCCGACCGCAACAAGGUGAACUUCAUCCCAAACAGCGGUUCGGCGUUUUGCCUGGUCAGCAUUCUCAAACCCCUGCUUCCCACCCCGGACCUUACCUUUCGCCCCGGGGUGGGCCUGCGGAGUCUGUCCCCGUCGCUGGUGCCUCUGUCCACCCAGCCCUGCCUCCUGGAGGAGCCCGAGAGUUUCUGACGAGGAGCGCUCUCAACACCUUGAAACCCGGGCGGGAAAAAAGGCCUUCAGCAUGCGAGCGCUCGGAUGUCCUGUGUCGCGAAAAGAGCACCGACUUCCCACCUCACAUUUCAUCGCUGUCUUUUUUCUUAGUAUUAUUAUGGUUUUGGAAGGAAAAGGGCAUAAAGACUUGUAUUUCAUUGUUCGAUACCAUGACGCCUUUCCACAAUACAUAUCAUUUUUUCGUAUUUUUCUCUUGAUGUAAAAACAUGCCUUCCGCUAGAAAAAGGCCGAGGUGCUGCCGGACUGAAGCAAAACUUGUAGAAGGGGGGAGAAGAAAAAUUCCCAUAAAAAAAAAAAAACGUGCCUGAUAUUUUCGAGCGUUUCUUUCAAGACAUCUGAUGUAGCGCCCAGGAGAAGGAGGGCGUGUGCUAACAAAUAUUGUAUUUGACAGCCAAAGCUAAUGCUGAUCUGUGUAAGAUAACUUUCUUGUUCUAAAAGUCAUCCACAUUCCUGCGGUACUGCUGGUGAUGACAUAGAAUACUUUCAUGAGUGUACUAUUUGAACUGCACCCUCAAAGAACUUUGGGUAUAUGUAUUGUGUUUGAAGAGCACUUCCGCCCCCAACAUGUCCUUCAAGGUAAACGUGCUAUAGAAUGUACAUGGAUGUAAAUACUGUAUUGUAUCAGCUGACAUGUGACCAACUGUAUCUUAUUAUUACAUAAGCCCCGCCCACCCCAUCAUCACCCGACUGCGCCGCUGAGUACUGUGAAUGACAUGUUAUCAUUAUUGUGAAUAAUUAUGUAUUUAUUUAUCAGAGAGGAUGGAAUCAAGAAUAGAUGACGUCAUCCAUCUCAGGUUGUAGUGAAUAGUUGCCCCCCACCUAAAAAAAAAAAAAAAUUCGUCGCACUACACUCGAGGGGCGGCCUGUAGCAGACGAGCUUUUUUUAAUUAAAGGAAAUUGUUUAACCAUUUUUUUUAAUAAGCAAGAAAUACAGUGUAUUGUUCCAAACAUG
Entelurus aequoreus (snake pipefish) is the source of this 2584-nucleotide messenger RNA. It is a transcript of the gene fam117ba, whose product is annotated as family with sequence similarity 117 member Ba. The transcript is spliced from 8 exons. Bases 667 to 1590 code for a protein of 307 amino acids. The record is from RefSeq and is a predicted model, not a curated record. Lineage: Eukaryota; Metazoa; Chordata; Actinopteri; Syngnathiformes; Syngnathidae.